AUAAGCUAAACUACAUAUGCUUGCGCUCAAAGCAGAGAUUUUAGUCGCGUGCUGUCGUGCUGUAAUAACGGUUUUAGUUAAGUGUGUUGGAGGUGGUAUUAAAGAAAAAUAGUAAAAUAAACUUCAAAAUAUUUUAAUUUCAAUAAUAACGAUUUUUAGUUUCCAUACCAUUUCUAUACGAAAUAUUACAAGAUGAGAGCCAAUAAUGGUCGAAUAUGGGGUAAAUUUAAUAACGAUGAAUUCGAAGUGAGAAGUUUAACUGAAUCGGAUUUGGAAGAAGCUUUAGAGAUACUAGAUAAGUCAUUCUUUUUGCACGAGUCCAUUUGCAUAGCCUGCGAAAUCAAUCUGCCGGAAAAUGCGCAAGCGCGUGCCGAACUUCGCGAACUAUGCCGCAUAGCAGCAUAUGACGGUGUAUCGUUGGUAGUCAAGCACGUGGAGAGUGGAAAGAUAGUGGGAGUUGCGUUCAAUAAAAUACAAUACAUACCGCCGAAGGGUGAAGAGCCUUUCUUCAUACAAUUCCGCAACGAGCACACAAAAUCACCACAAGCUCAGGGCCUUAUGGACUUUAUGAUCGAGGUAGAUUCGGAGAACGAUGUAUUUGAGCUAUAUAAAAUUGACACGCUCCUGGAGUUUAUGUUCCUUUCAACUUUGCAAGAAUGGGGUCGUCGUGGUAUCGGAAGACAAUUAUCGCGUUACACCGUACAGUUGGCGCGUGAGCUCUCCGAAGGCAUUGGUGUCAAUGAAAUGCAUCCCCAACUACGCGAUAAGCGCCCCAAAGCUGUGACUGCAAUCUUUACUUCCUUUUUCUCACAAAAGGCUGGUCGUUCGCAGAAUUUCAAAGUGAUCAACAGUGUGCCCUAUACACGCUUUACCUAUAAUGGUAAAACAUUCGAUCAAUCUAUUAAUCCCAUACACAAAACAACAGAACAUGCUGUGUUUUUGUUGUAAAGUAAGAAUAAACACAGUUGCAGUAUUGAUUUGACUUAGAAUGGCUGGUGUGCAUUUUAUUUGAAAGAGAUAUGAUUUGGUAAAAUACAGAUAACCAAAGAGCUAUUUUUAUGAUUGAAACGCUAUUGCACUAGGCCGUUGUCCAAUAAUUAUUAGCAGUAAAUCAUUAUCGUUUUCUGAGUUACAUGUAGUACUUGUAUAACUUAGCACAAAAACCGAUUUUAAUGGAAAGUCAAAUAAAGCCAAGAUUAAAAAGUUG
Bactrocera tryoni is the source of this 1207-nucleotide messenger RNA. RefSeq lists its product as uncharacterized. Bases 193 to 948 code for a protein of 251 amino acids. Gene Ontology annotation, molecular function: N-acetyltransferase activity. NCBI's taxonomy places the organism in Eukaryota, Metazoa, Arthropoda, Insecta, Diptera, Tephritidae. The transcript is spliced from 5 exons. The record is from RefSeq and is a predicted model, not a curated record.